AUGUCCUACCCACACGAGAACCUCAUGUCUGAGCGCGCCAAGGCGCGCGUCACUCGCCACUUCUGGAGCUCUGCCAAGCUUCCCGACGGCGAGGAGCCGCAUCCGGCUCCUAUCAGCCUGGUCGGGGGCAUGCCCAACCACGACUUCUUCCCUGUCAAGAGCAUCAGAAUUGGCAUUGCUGAAAAGCCCUUUGAGGACGGCUAUCACGAGGAAUCCGCUGUGGCUCACGAGCCACAGUCCGACUCCUCGUUCCUGGUGUCGCAGGUCGCGUCCGAUCCCUCGGAGAUCGACCUGAAAACCGGAUUGCAGUACGGCUUCACCAACGGCACCAAGUGUCUCGUGGACUUUACGCGGGAUUUUGUCGCCAAGGUGUGGAGACCGGGCUACGACGAGUGGUCCACGAUGCUCACGUGCGGAGGCUCCAACGGAAUCGACAAGGUGUUCGACUCUUUUCUGAGCAAGGGUGACUCGAUGCUGCUGGAGGAGUUCACCUUUAUUCCGAUCCUCAAUUCCCUCAACAACCUUGGCGUCAACACCGUCCCGGUGAAGCUGGACUUCGGACCCGACAAGACGUUUGAUUUUUCCGCCAACCUCAAGGAGCUGCUCGAGAACUGGGACACCCUGCAUCCAGGCAAAAAGAAGCCAAAACUAUUGUACACUAUCCCCACGGGCCAGAACCCGCUGGGUGUUGCUCAGACCACAGAGCACAAGAAAAAGAUUCUUCAGCUUGCUGAGGAACACGAUUUCGUCAUUCUGGAAGACGAGCCGUAUGCCUACCUCAACUUCCAAAAAGUCUCCGAGACUCCAAAAUUCGACCUCACUCCAGACGAGUUUGUCGACUCUCUGCACGGCUCCUACAUCAACCUGGACACCACCGGAAGAGUCAUCAGGUCGGAGACUUUCUCCAAAGUGUUUGCCCCGGGUCUGAGACUCGGGUUCCUGGCGGGCCACAAACGGGUGAUCCAGAGCUGCACGCAGUACUCGGACCUCGGCUCAAGGGCACCGAGCGGGAUCUCGCAGAUCCUGGUCAACGACACGAUCCGCUACAUGGGCGGCCUGGACGGCUGGCUCAAGUGGAUUAUCAAGGUCAGAAACGAAUAUCUUGUUCGGAAAAAUGCCUUCGUCAAAGCUCUUCUGAAUACAGAGGCCGCUAAAAAGGGCUACUUACAGGUCAUGGAUCCGGAGUGCGGCAUGUUCGUCUCCAGCGUCGUCGACUUUGGCAAGGACAAUCUGGAAAAGGGCAUCGAGCUUCUCAAGGCAAGGUGCGCGGUCAACGGAGUGGGCGUUGUGUAUGGAGGCGCCAUGGCCGUUAGCUAUGAGUUCUCCAAGGAACGCGCCAACUUCGUCCGGAUGGCCAUCUGCUACACCGGAAGCACCGAUCUGCUGGUGGAGGCCGCCACCAGACUCAGCAAGUCCGUUUUGCAGGUUGCUGCCCAACUAGAAUAG
This is a messenger RNA of Ogataea angusta, 1446 nucleotides long. RefSeq lists its product as uncharacterized. The record is from RefSeq and is a predicted model, not a curated record. The transcript has a single exon. NCBI's taxonomy places the organism in Eukaryota, Fungi, Ascomycota, Pichiomycetes, Pichiales, Pichiaceae. The coding region runs from base 1 to 1446 and encodes 481 amino acids. Gene Ontology annotation, biological process: L-tyrosine biosynthetic process; aromatic amino acid catabolic process. Gene Ontology annotation, molecular function: L-2-aminoadipate:2-oxoglutarate transaminase activity; aromatic-amino-acid:2-oxoglutarate transaminase activity; pyridoxal phosphate binding.